AUGAAGCCUGGAUCUGAACUUGCGUGUCUUUUAAAAAAAACACAACUUAUUAUAUGGGAUGAGGCUCCUAUGAUUCAUAAACAUGCCUUUGAAGCAUUGGAUAGAACCUUAAAAGAUAUAUUGAUGCCUGAUUGUUCAAAUAGCGAAGCUUUACCAUUUGGAGGAAAGGUAAUUGUAUUUGGUGGUGACUUUAGACAGAUUCUUCCUGUUGUUCCUAAUGGCUCUAGACAGGAUAUCGUGAAUGCUUCCCUGAGUUCGUCAUAUAUAUGGAAUAAAUGCAAGUUACUAAGGCUAACAAAAAACAUGAGGCUUACUGUUGGCAUGAAUCAUGGUGAUAUUGACAAGACAAAAGAGUUUGCUAAAUGGCUUUUGGAUAUUGGCGAGGGAAAACUUGGUGGUCGCAACGACGGAGAAGCUCUUAUUGAUAUACCUCAAGAACUUUUGAUUACUGAGUCCACUAACCCUAUUGGUAAUCUGAUCAACUUUGUGUAUCCGUCGAUACUUGAAUCGUUCAAUGAUCCAAAUUAUUUUCAGGAAAGAGCCAUACUUGCUCCUAAGAACGACGUUGUUCACGAGAUAAAUGAUACCUUAUUAGCAAUGUUUCCUGGUGAUCAUAAAGAGUAUCUAAGUUCAGAUUCCAUUUGCCAAUCUGAGAAUGUAACUGACCAUAUUCGACACAAUGUUUACCCCCCCGAUGUUCUAAAUGGUCUUAAGGUUUCAGGAAUGCCGAAUCAUAAAUUGGUUUUAAAAGUUGGUGUUCCUAUCAUGCUGUUACGUAACCUUGAUCAGAAAAACGGUCUGUGCAAUGGUACAAGAUUACAAGUCGUAAAACUUGGUGAUCGGAUUAUUGAAGCCAAAGUGAUUUCUGGUAAUAAUAUUGGUACUAGAACUUUUAUACCAAGGAUCAAUCUUUCCCCCUCUGACAAACGAAUACCUUUCAAGCUUCAAAGAAGGCAAUUCCCGAUAGCUGUGUGUUUUGCAAUGACGAUAAAUAAAAGUCAGGGACAGUCGUUAUCUAAGGUUGGUUUGUUUCUAAAGCAGCCUGUUUUCACUCACGGACAACUAUAUGUUGCAGUUUCAAGAGUCAAAAGCAUGGAUGGUUUAAGGAUGUUAAUAUUAGAUGUUGAGGGAAACGUUACUAAUAAGACUACAAAUGUUGUAUACAAAGAGAUAUUCUCAAAUUUAUAG
Helianthus annuus (common sunflower) is the source of this 1188-nucleotide messenger RNA. Its product is annotated as ATP-dependent DNA helicase PIF1-like. Lineage: Eukaryota; Viridiplantae; Streptophyta; Magnoliopsida; Asterales; Asteraceae. The transcript has a single exon. The record is from RefSeq and is a predicted model, not a curated record. Gene Ontology annotation, biological process: telomere maintenance; DNA repair. The coding region runs from base 1 to 1188 and encodes 395 amino acids. Gene Ontology annotation, molecular function: DNA helicase activity.